Messenger RNA from Volvox carteri f. nagariensis, 1766 nucleotides. RefSeq lists its product as uncharacterized. The coding region runs from base 324 to 1766 and encodes 480 amino acids. NCBI's taxonomy places the organism in Eukaryota, Viridiplantae, Chlorophyta, Chlorophyceae, Chlamydomonadales, Volvocaceae. The transcript has 3 exons. Gene Ontology annotation, cellular component: nuclear speck; commitment complex; U2AF complex. Gene Ontology annotation, molecular function: pre-mRNA 3'-splice site binding; poly-pyrimidine tract binding. The record is from RefSeq and is a predicted model, not a curated record.
CUGGACGGUUACAUAGCCGACUGAUCUCUUCUUCACUGAACAACGCCUUUCCAUAGCCUACAAUCAAUUUGUCUCCUACUUUUUGGCGCGAGGCCUGAGCUCCCCUCCCGCCCUUCCCUUCCCACCCUCCCCUUCCCAUCCCGCCCUCCCCAUCCCGCCCGCCCCGCCCUACCCUUCCUGUCCGUCCCGUCCCACGCUUCGUACCCUCCCAAGCAGACCAGCUCUUGAGGGCUGCGCUGGUUAUUUGGCGUUGAGCGGUUCUAGACAGCGCAUUUCUUGGAUUCAACGCUCCAAGCAGUCGGUCAGCACUUGGUCAGUUAAUAAUGUCGGACAUUGACGUUGGUACAGCAGCUGAGAAUGUGGACAAGCACCAUGACGACCAGCAGCAUCAGAGCCACGACGCGGCUCCCAGCGUGAAUGACGGUUCAGCUGAUGUCACGGCUUUGCCUCCGCCUCCACCGAAGCCCGCAGUUGAAAGCUCCAAAGAGCGUAGUCGUGGCAGUUCACGCGAAAGGAAGCGCCGCAGCAGCCGCAGUCGCUCUCGGGAAAAGAAUGAGAAACGACGAUCUCGAUCUCGCAGCGCGUCCAGGGAACGCCGGCGCGGCAAGGACCGUUCACGCUCGCGAGAUCGUGCUAACAAGGACCGUUCUAAAUCUCGCGAGCGCCGCAGGCGCAGCAGCCGUGAGCGCAGUGCAAGGUCUCGAUCUCGGUCUCGCGACCGCACAGCCGUGGUUAGGCGGUCCCGCUCUCGCGACCGCCGUCGAUCUCGCUCUCGCGAGCGCAGCCGGCGUGACAGCCGCAGUACCCAACAAGCCCUUCAAGCACAACAGGCGCUACAAGCUCAGCUCCAGGCGCAGCAAGCCCAGCAAGCCCUCCAGGCGCAGGUUCAGCUGCUUACAGCACAAGCGAAUUCUGCGGCCAUGCUGGGCGACCGGCGCGCGAGGGAAAUUUUUGUCGGCAACCUUAAUCGCGGCCUAGUCUCUGCGGAAAUGCUUCGCGAGCUGUUCAACGCGGUACUGGCGAAUAUGGUGCCCGACCCCCUCGUUAACCCUCCUGUCAUCACCGCGCGCCUCGACUCGUCCGGCAAGUACGGCUUCGUGGAGCUGCGGUCCCCUGAGCUAGCCUCUGCUGCCACGCAGCUUCACAAGAUGGAGCUGUGCGGCAAGCCCAUGACGGUGGAGCGCGCCAAGGGUUACACGGACAGCCAGGCACACCUCAACGCUGCGGCCCAGAAAAUGCAACUAGCGCAGGUCUUCGCGCAGCAGCUUACUGGUGGCGCCACCCUUCCUGGCGUCCCUGCCGCAGUUCCGGCUGCAGCCCUGCCCACCGCUCUCCCCACUGUUGCCGGUAUCCACGGUGCCAUGCCCGUCUCUGCAGUCCCCACGCCAGUGGCUGUGCCCCCCGUCCCUGGCGGCCCUACAACAGUAGUCGUGCUGGAGAACGUAAUGAACGUGGGAGCGAUUCGAAUCGACCAGGAGCGACGGGAACUUCAAACGGACGUGUACCAGGAGGCGUCCAAGUUCGGUACGCUGACGGGAAUUACGAUCCCUGUGCCGCCACUGCACGUACCGGAUGGCGAGCCCUGCCGUGUCUAUCUCAAAUACACCAAUCCCGCUGACGCACAACGCUGCCAGCAGACGAUGGAGGGGCGCAUGUUUGAUGACAACAAGGUCAAGGCGACGUUUACGACGGAGACGGACUUUUUCCGGGCACAGGCAGGAGAGUGGCUGCCUUCGGUGGCGCCGCUGCCGGGCUUCACGCGCUGA